This is a messenger RNA of Candoia aspera, 2435 nucleotides long. It is a transcript of the gene HOXA6, whose product is annotated as homeobox A6. The coding region runs from base 1248 to 1967 and encodes 239 amino acids. The transcript is spliced from 2 exons. Gene Ontology annotation, cellular component: nucleus. The record is from RefSeq and is a predicted model, not a curated record. Gene Ontology annotation, molecular function: DNA-binding transcription factor activity, RNA polymerase II-specific; RNA polymerase II cis-regulatory region sequence-specific DNA binding. NCBI's taxonomy places the organism in Eukaryota, Metazoa, Chordata, Lepidosauria, Squamata, Candoiidae. Gene Ontology annotation, biological process: anterior/posterior pattern specification; regulation of transcription by RNA polymerase II.
UUUUUAAGAAGGGGUGGUUUAAUUGCUCCCCACCUUCCUGUGAGAUUCAUUAUAACAACAGACUGAAGUUACAAAGAUAUCAUUUGGCGAGUUAAAAGACUAACAACGGGGAAAAUUUUUAUUGGAAUAAUUUCCUCUCUUCAAAGCAGCGGCUGGCAUCCUCAGAGAGGUUUCCUUUGAAAUACCCCCACUGACAACAAAUAAAGAGCAGCGACAACAAUUGUGUUGGAGAAUCACCGUUUCCUGUCCGGCUCAUAGCCGAGGAUUAAAUUAAAUUAACUGCAUUACAUUAUCUGGAUCAUCUUGACAAAAGGGAUUUUUUUCCUCAGCCAUUCGCGGGGAUGUAGAUGCAUGCACACACUCUCCCACGCACGUAUACACGCGUUUCAUUACCAACGGGGAAGGGAAAUCAUGCAACUCGGCUGAAUUACUGUUGCCCAUUGCGUUGUGCCAGAAAAUAUUUCCUGUGUCUUGGGCGGCUCCGUUUUACUGCUUUUGACUCAGUCCUGGAGGUAGACGGUUCACUGAGGGGGAAUCUCUUGUUCCCCGGUUUUGUUUCUAAACCAGCAGAUCCUCCCUUCUGGAGACGGUUGGUCAACUUCCCAGUUUUAAGCGUUUCUUAGACACCGCCUGUACACCGCCCGGUUUCUUUGCUUUCCAUUCUGCGGUGGGGCCGGGACAGAGACCUCAAGCUCCUGGCAAGAGGGUGAAUGAACUGGCUACCCCUGGACAGACCGCGGGUUUGGCAAGUUAACUUUUCGAGGCUGCCUCUUGGCCCCCAGCGGUCAGCUGCCCGGCGCCCGGGGUCUCUCCUUGGAGUCAUUCAUUCCUUUAGGUGGGAAUACCCAGCUCGACCUACAGACUCACCACGAGCACCCACUUCCUCUCCGGGGGUUACCCGAGGGCAAUUCCUCCCCCCACCCCCCUCCUCCGUUUUGGCGCUGAGGAGGAGAGCUGCCGGUGGCCAGUUGCCAUCUGCUAGGCUCGGCGGCGGCGGCGGCGGCGGCGGAGGUGUGUGCGGGGGAGGGGGGUUGUUUGGAACUUUGCUGGCUCGGUAGCGGCGGGUCCCAGGGGAGAAGGCCGUCCGCCGCUCGCUCAUUGGUCGCCGCGCCGUCAGCUGGUGCGAUUUGCUGCUGUCGCUUUUGGCGCUCGGCCAUCCAGAAACAAACCACUCGCAUGACUACUAAUAGUUAUAGCCAGAUGUACUAAUACACAACAAAUCACGGUCCGGGAUCUGGGGAGCGUCCAUGAGUUCCUAUUUCGUGAAUCCCGCUUUCCCGGGAAGCUUGCCGAAUGGGCAGGAGUCCUUCCUGGGGCAGAUCCCCGUCUACCACCCCGCGGCUGGCUACGAGGCUCUGAGGCACUUCCCAGCUUCUUAUGGGGCCGGCAGCCUGCAGGAGAAGCCCUACACCUCCCCUUGCUUCUUCCAACAGUCCAGCCCCAACACGGUCAUCGCCUGCAACCGGGCAUCCUAUGAUUAUGGAGCCUCCUGCUUCUACUCGGACAAGGGCCUGGGCGGUGCCUCCUCGCCCCCCGGCAAUGGCAAGCCAAGGGCCAGCAACCCCGGGGACUACUUGCCCUGCUUUGCCUCUGACCAGCAGUACAAGCCCGAAAGCGGGGCAGCCAAAGCCCUGAACGAGGAAGGCAGCGACCGGAAGUACACUAGCCCUGUUUACCCUUGGAUGCAAAGGAUGAAUUCGUGCACUGGUACAGUAUACGGGACGCACGGGCGACGGGGCAGGCAGACCUACACCAGAUUCCAGACGCUAGAGCUAGAGAAAGAAUUUCACUAUAACAGAUACUUAACCAGAAGGCGACGGAUUGAGAUUGCAAACGCUCUCUGCCUUACCGAACGACAGAUUAAAAUCUGGUUUCAAAACAGGCGGAUGAAGUGGAAAAAGGAAAGCAAAUUGAUCAAUUCCACCCAGCCUGGUGAAGAGGAAUCAGAGGAAAAAUCAGGGGAGUAAAAGCAUGCUUAAGGAAAGUGAAUAAACCAUCCAUUGAUAGCUUUUUCUUCUUCUCCAUGCCUCCCAGUUGACACACACACACACACACUCACUCACUCACUCACUCACACAGAGCCCUACACAUUCCUUGGGUUAUUGUUCUUUUUGUUGUUGUUGUUGUUGUUGUUGUUGUUGUGAUGCAGAUGUUCCCAACGGCUUAAUUAAAAUAUAUACAUAUUUAUAUAUCUAUAUACAUUUGCAGUAAACGGUGACUUUCUUUAUCAGUGGAAUUACCGACAGUAGAAAAACUUGGUAAUCAUAGUCAGGUUUCCAGACUAUAGAUUUAGGUGCUUAAAUGCUUCUGAUAUGAGCAAGUGUCUUUAUUUCCCUUUUUUUUUUUUUUUAAAGUUUUAAGUGUUUGUAUGAAGGUCUACCAUUUGAUGGUCCGGCUUCAAGGCAAAAGAAACAGCCAGACCCGGGUUCAUAGAG